Hemiscyllium ocellatum (epaulette shark) is the source of this 2382-nucleotide messenger RNA. RefSeq names its product zinc-binding protein A33-like. Gene Ontology annotation, molecular function: protein binding; zinc ion binding. The transcript is spliced from 6 exons. The record is from RefSeq and is a predicted model, not a curated record. Bases 243 to 1679 code for a protein of 478 amino acids. NCBI's taxonomy places the organism in Eukaryota, Metazoa, Chordata, Chondrichthyes, Orectolobiformes, Hemiscylliidae.
UUAGAUGCAGUUCUACCACCUUCGGCGGAUUGACUGAAUUCUUCCCGUCUGUACGUGAACUCUGCUUAUUCUCCAAACUGCGCUAACUUUUAACGACCAGUGAGAAAAUUGAAGGUAUAGUUCACGAUAUAAUAAAAGUUGUACGACUAUUGCGGUGAACCUCACCAGGAAAUGAAGAUGUUCCGCAGCGUGUGAAUAUUCAAAGUGAUGAGAAUUUGAAUCAGGAAGUUCUGAGUGUGAUCAUGUCUUCCAGGGAGCAGCUACAGAUUUUCACCGAGGAAGCAAUCUGUCCCAUUUGUCUGGAUUUUUUCACCGAUCCGGUUACACUGGAUUGUGGACACAACUUCUGCCGCUCCUGCAUCACCCAGAGUUGGGAAAAGAAGGAGAUAAACUCCUGCCCGGAAUGUAGAGAGGAAUUUACUGAAAGAAACUUCAAGGUAAACCGGGCCUUAGCGAACCUAGCGGAGAAAAUUCGAAAGUUAAAGCUGGAUCCGAAAGUGAAGGAAAGUGAAAUUCGCUGUGAGAAACAUCAAGAAGAUCUGAAGCUGUUUUGUGAAACUGACAAGAAAUUGAUCUGUCUGAUUUGUCGAGAUUCGCGGGAACACAGAGAGCACUGCUUCCUGCCGAUCAAUGAGGCUGUAGAGAUGUACAAGGAUCAGCUGAAAUCUUCCUUAGAUUCUCUCACAGAGAAGAAAUCGGCGGUUCUACAAACAGAACUGACCCAGAAACGGAAGAUUUCCGAAGUGAGGGAACAGGCGAGCAGUCUGCAGACCCACAUCACAUCCGAGUUCACUAAAAUGCACCAGAUUCUCACUGAGAAAGAGCAGCGUUUACUCAGAGAUCUCAGGGAAGAAGAGGAGAGGAUUGUAGAACCAAUGGAGAAAAUCCUUCGAGAGAUUCAGGAGAAUUUAAAUUCUAUUGAGGAGAAACUCUCAAAGUUGCAGAAACUGAUGGAGGAAAAAGACGAAUUGAUGUUUCUGAAGGUGACAGAACAUAUUGAUGAAACUAUUCGGAAGAGAAGGAUUAGUGAUGUACAUCAGUUAAUUUCGAUAAAGCUGACUCUUGGAAAGUUCAAUGGCCCGUUGCAGUACAUGAUCUGGAGAGAAAUGUUAAACGCCAUUGUCCCAGUUCCAGCCUCUCUGACUCUGGAUCUGAACACAGCGCAUCCCCGGCUCAUCCUGGCUGAGGACCGGACCAGUUUGAGACUCGGAGACGAAACUCAGCCACUCCCUGACUCCCCGGAGAGAUUUGAUUCCUGGCUUUGUGUGCUUGGAUCAGAGGGAUUCACAUCAGGGAGACAUUACUGGGAGGUGGAGGUGGGAAACAAGACUGAAUGGAUUUUAGGAGUAGCCCGAGAGUCUGUCAACAGGAAAGGGAUUAUAAUUCCGAGACCAAAGCUUGGUUACUGGAUUUUGUGGCUUAAUCCUGGAAGAGGGUAUUUUGCCAUCACAACUCCCUUAUUAGCCCCCCUCAACUUGAGUAAGAAUCCCCGGAAGAUCGGGAUUUUCCUGGACUAUGAGUGUGGACAGGUGUCAUUUUACAAUGUAGAUAACAUGUCCCAUCUCUACACUUUCACCCACACUUUCACUGAGAAGGUCUUUCCCAUCUUCAGUCCAGGAUGGAACGAGGACGGGAGUAACUCCGCCCCGUUGACAAUCUACAGGAUUAAAGGGCACUGACAGAUCCAUCCCGUGAUGUCAUUCCAUCCCCCUGCCUCCUGCCAGCUGUAAACUGAUGAGGGUCAGUCUCAGUCACAGGUGGAGAGAGAAGCCAGGUUAACAUUGCAGGAAUAAACCCUGUAUCAGAACUGGGAACUGAAAGGUCAGCAACGAGUUGUGUAGGGCUGGGAGAAAGGAGGAGGAGAAGAGAAGAAACAAAUAUUGUAUAGAGAGAGACUUACUGGGUAUAACGAGCUGUGAGUUGCAGGAAUGCAGGGACCUUCCUGCCUGAAAUGUUACUCCAUUGGCUGAAGUAGCCACUACAUGACAGUGUUGGAGAUAAAUCAGUUAAUGGUUCUCAGACUGGGCUCAGUGGAGUCUUUCCAGAGGGGACACCAAAUCGUUUCAGUGCAGGGUCAAUUAAGUCUUUCAAAGGGGACACCAAAACAUUUCACCACCAAGUGAGAAGGGGUAGUGAGACGCACAAUAUAGGGAUGGGGUGAGGCAGAAAACAAAACAGCAUUAAAAAAAUGCUCUGCAUUGUACAAAUUGCCUGGUAUGAGCAUGUGGUCUGCUGAAUAUUUUCAUUAUUUCCUAUUUAUUUUAAUUUGCUGCAUGUUUAUUUGUUGUAAAAAUGUUGGGUUGACUAAAUCCAAGCUGUGGUAUCAUAUUUGCAUCAUUUAGUAUCACUGAUGAAUGAAACAGAUUUUACACAAGUCUGUAU